Messenger RNA from Eurytemora carolleeae, 1593 nucleotides. RefSeq lists its product as uncharacterized. Lineage: Eukaryota; Metazoa; Arthropoda; Copepoda; Calanoida; Temoridae. Bases 69 to 1445 code for a protein of 458 amino acids. The transcript has 23 exons. The record is from RefSeq and is a predicted model, not a curated record.
AAACAAGUGCAAUUCCAAUAUUUGCAGAAAUCUCUAAUUCAGACAGAAAACGACAUUUCCAGUCAAAAAUGCGGGCCGAGGGUGGCUCUCAGGUCAUCCAGUACACUGGAGGCCAACCAAUCAGUACAUACAGUACACAAGGGCGGAGAAAGGGUGAGGCGGAAGAAGAGUGGGUAACGACCAAGAAAGUUGAAAUAACAACAACAAAAAAUGUCGAGAAAAAAAUUCAACGGCAGAUAGUUCUGGAGGAUGGAAGAGUAUUAGAGGAGGAGAUACCUACUGUUACUAAUGAUACUACAGAGGAUAAACAGACAUUUGAAACUGAUCAUGAUGAGGACAGGAAAAUUGAGGCGGGAUCCGGACUGGACCUUAUACAAAGCAAAUUUCAUUCCAAGGGUGGAUUACUGGUUGGAGACAAAUUUACUUCUAUUAAGAAAAUUCAGGAUAUCAAAGAGAAUGUUGUUAAAACUGAGGCUGUCCAGGAUAUGGGAGAUAUUCGAUCAAAGGAUGUUGCGAGAGUACUUAAAGAAAAAGAGGAUUUAAGAAAAUAUCUGCGCCCUAAGGAAACUACAGCUUUGGUGGUUCCCCGCUUGGUUCAAAAUAAGAGAAAUCAUCGAGUUAUUACCGAUCAAGAAGACGUGCAGGAACGGAAUUGGUUAAACGAUGGAAAGAUGCAAAAUGAGAGGAUCAAAACUGAGAAACAUAUUGAAUAUGAUUCAGAUGACACUCCAGACUCAGGUUCAAGUUCUUCAAAGUCUGAAAUAUCUCGUCACGCUCUGGAACCAGAGAUAUAUAAAACAAGAAAAGAUGAGAAUUUUAUUGAAUAUUUCAAAAUAGAUCGGUCCAAUGGAACUGAAAAGCUAGUAAAGGUUGGAGAUGGCGCUCAUUAUGUUUCUGAAUCCAAGGAGGUUGAUUUAGAGGAGGAACGUUUAUUACAAUCUGCCACCAGGUCACCUAAAAUAACUCAUGUAACUGCUCAAACAGAGAGAAGACCCAAAAUUCCCGUUACGCAUACAGACUCAUGGCUUGAACGCCAUUUUGGAUCAAGCAGUUCAUCUCUAAGUAGCAGUUCUGUAGAUCUAAGCCGAGGAGGCGGAGGAAGUGGACUCCGCCGCUCCGCCUCAAUCUGCGAUAUUCGCCCUCUCACGGAGACUAGUAACGUCUACUACGCAACAGUUCGCAAAACUGGGAAAGUUCCUGUUCCAAGAAGAAAGAAGAAAGAUGAUUACUAUCUGGAGAAUAGAAGAAGCGCUCAUUUUACAUCUUCCGGUCACCCUGUCCCCCCUCCCAGGAGAAAGAAGAACACUGAUUCGGAUUCUUCACAAUACAUGUCUAGAGAGAAUAAUAUCUACGAAAGCACUUCCGGAACUCUGAGACGAGAAAAAAAGCCUGAGUAUAUUUAUGGAACUUUGAAGUAUUUUUGUUAUAUUUCUCUAGAAGCCUGAGUAUAUUUAUGGAACUUGAAGUAUUUUUGUUAUAUUUCUCUAGAAGCCUGAGUAUAUUUAUGGACAUUUGAAGUAUUUUUGUUAUAUUUCUCUAGAAGCCUGAGUAUAGUUAUGGAACUUUGAAGUAUUUUUGUUAUAUUUCUCUAGA